AUGACAGCCCAAGUCUUCCACAACACCAUGCCGCAACACCCUUUUCCUUCGGCCUUUUCCUCGCCUGUACCUACCCCUUCGCCCACAAAGGAGAACCAGCUUCCGAUCUUUCCAUCUUUUCCCUUGCAAUCUUCCGAUGCCUCGAUGCCGUCCAAGCAUAUUGGGCCCAGUCAUUCCCAUGCUGACGCUGCACAGGCUAGUAGCAAAGAUGUUCAAGAACCGCGCACGUACAAGGCUCCCGAGUCGCGGCGCGUAUCUCGACCAAGGCUUCGCAGCCUGCAGAGCCUCAACUCUGCUCCCGCAACACCCUCUUUGACCGAACAGGACAGCGGGCUUGCCUUCAUCUCGACAGCACGCUUUCACUCGCUGUAUCCCAGCUUGAGCAGAGCUUCGUCGCGCAACGCCGUCGAGACACUCCAACCGCUAGCAGAAUCGAGUUCUGCCAGCGCCGGCAAGCAAAAGGAUGCAGACCUGCCCCAAAGGUCUCCGCCUUUGGCUGCUUCAACUCGAAUCGAAGCCAGCGGGAUGCCUACUAGGGCAAGGCGGUGCUCUACCAGUCCUACUCUGGAUUCGGGUCUGAGCGAGUUCGGUCAGAUGGGUGCUCCCUUUGCCGAUAGCCGCACUGCUGACCGCAACAAUGACGUAUCGGCAAGGUUCCGUAACUUUCAAAGCAAUACCGGCGCUUUCCUUCGCCGCAGUCAUACUGUCACGGCAGGCAUCAGCUCGGCGGCUCCGGCGAAGAGGGAAGAGACACCUCCACGUCGAUCACCUCCCUCGAAUGCCAUGACGUACGGCCCGAGCAGCGGCAGGAGCGCUCCCAAGCUCACUCAACGCCGACAGACCGUGUCCAAUGUAUCUCCUGACUCGGUGACAGAGCGACUUGGAGGCGCACAUGCCAACCGAGCUGGCACCGCUGUCUCGCCCGCUCCCAGUCGCACCUUGUCGUAUUCGCAGCCAUCACCCAACGCAGCACCAGGCAGUACCUUGUCCGUGUCGACCCCGCCUGCGCGCCUCCGCGAGCGCGGCACGCUGCCCAACAACCAGCUCGAAGCUAAAGUGGUCAUCCUCGGCUCCCAGGGUGUCGGCAAGACAUCACUGGUGCACCGCUACACAUCUGGCCAGUUCACCAUUGCCUCUACGCCGUCGACGAUCGGUGCGAGCUUUUUGACCAAGAAGCUUAUUGUGGAUGGCGUCAAGGUGCGCUUGCAGUUGUGGGAUACCGCGGGGCAGGAGCGCUUUCGAAGCAUGGCGCCCAUGUACUAUCGUGGCAGCCACGCGGCCGUGAUCGUCUACGACAUCACCAGCAUGUCGAGUUUCUUGGACAUUCGAGCAUGGAUCGAAGAACUCAAGAAGAACAUGACGACAGAUCUUGUUAUGCACAUUGUGGGGGCAAAGCUGGAUCUGGGCUGGUCGCAGAGGCAGGUGGAGCUCGAGUUUGCGCGUGCCACGGUGCGGAGUUGGUUGCAGCCGUACCAGGGGGAAGUGGAGCCGUUGGUUCCGGAGGUCGAUGGCAGCCCGGGUUCGCCGACGCGGCCGUCGUCGCGGUUGACUGCUUUGGCGAUCGGUUCGGCGUCUAGGUUGACGACGUUCCAGCGCGGGAGUAGUCCUGGAUGGCCGCAUCUGCCGUCUGGUGCAACGAGCGUGGCUAGCACGGUGGCGACAAUGCCUGCGGCGGCGUCUGGGCCGUUGAAGCCGAGCAGCUUUGGCAGCAGUGGAGCGUCGAGUGGGUCGGCGGGGAGCGACGGAGGUGCGGAUGUGGACGCUCUUAUGAGUUUCAAUCUGUCCUGGGACGUGGUGGAGGUGUCCGAGGUGUCGGCGAAGGACGAUCGCGGGAUUGAGGAGGUGUUCCUGGCGGUGACCAAGAAGCUUGUGGAGCGGCGGACGCAGAUUGAGCAGGAGAGGGCGCAGAGGGAGCGCAACAGCAUUUUCUUGCCGUCGGAUGAGCGCGUGCCUCAGCAGAGCGACGAGGCGGUCGUGAGCAACAGCUGGUCCUGUUGCUAA
Molecule: messenger RNA, 2001 nt
Organism: Sporisorium graminicola
Lineage: Eukaryota; Fungi; Basidiomycota; Ustilaginomycetes; Ustilaginales; Ustilaginaceae
Exons: 1
Coding region: 1-2001 (666 amino acids)
Molecular function (GO): GTPase activity; GTP binding
Source: RefSeq, a predicted model, not a curated record